Messenger RNA from Anopheles aquasalis, 944 nucleotides. Its product is annotated as protein lethal(2)essential for life-like. The record is from RefSeq and is a predicted model, not a curated record. Gene Ontology annotation, cellular component: nucleus; cytoplasm. Gene Ontology annotation, biological process: protein refolding; response to heat. Lineage: Eukaryota; Metazoa; Arthropoda; Insecta; Diptera; Culicidae.
ACGGGAACGGGCCCAGUCGAUCAUUGCCUUCCAAUCGUGAGUGAGUGUCUCGAGGAUUACCGCUUAAGAGUUUUUCUUUUCGUCUUAUCAGAACCGGUUGUGGUCGACGCCAUGUCUAGUGUACCGAUGUACGUGCGUGAUUGGUGGGACGACGAUCUGUUCGAAAGUCCACGCAGAACGUCCCGGCUGAUGGAUCAUCACUUUUCCACUGGAUUGUUCUCGGAGGAUAUGCAACGGAUUGCCUCGAACUUUCAUUCGUCAAACUUUAUGCGCUCAUCCCGGCUGGGUGGUAGUUUUCGACGGCCCUCCACGCUAUCGGGCAGCGAGUUUAUGACGCCAAGACAGUUCAGCACGCUGUGCGCCGCCAACCAGCGGCUGCAGAUCACGCUGGACGUGCAACAAUUCGCACCGCAUGAGAUCACCGUUAAAACCGUCAACGGUUCGAUCGUGGUGGAGGGUCAGCACGGGGAGAAGCAGGACGAGCAUGGGUACAUUUCGCGGCACUUUGUCCGUCGCUACAUACUACCGGAUGACCACGAUCCGAAGGACGUCUACUCGAGCCUGUCGGCGGACGGGAUGCUGACGAUUGUUUCGCCCAGAAAUCCGCCACCACCGCCACCGCCACCACCAGUAUCUACGACACAAAAAUCCCAAGAAGUCAUCUACGAACGAACGAUCCCGGUACAGCGCAUCGAGGAACGGACUAUGGAGAGUGUAAGAACAACCUCGGAAAGUGUUAGUAGUGAAAGCAACGGAAAGCAAUAACAAGCGAGCGAGUUCCGUUCCGGCUGCCAUGUGACACAGUCAUCACGCGAUUGGCUUACGCGUGCAUUCUAAUGUUCCCCUUCAAACGGCCAGAACCAAAGUGAUUGGCGUAAUCGCGACGAUAAGGUGCUAAUCGUGCAAAUUGCAUUCAUGCGCCAGUGUGUCCAAACACCAAACAU